This is a messenger RNA of Talaromyces amestolkiae, 1458 nucleotides long. RefSeq lists its product as uncharacterized. Bases 1 to 1458 code for a protein of 485 amino acids. The transcript is spliced from 8 exons. Lineage: Eukaryota; Fungi; Ascomycota; Eurotiomycetes; Eurotiales; Trichocomaceae. The record is from RefSeq and is a predicted model, not a curated record.
AUGUUUAGGAGCGUGUCUUCCGAUUGCUUGAAAUGCCCUACCUUCCGCGCAGGAAAAUGCGCAGGAACACUGAAGCGGUUGAUGGCGACUGAAACGUCGCAGAUCGCUCGCAAAGACAAAAAAGAGGGGGAUAUUUCCUCUGUAUUCUCAACUUUCUCCGGUAGAAAGAGUUCUCCACUGCCUGAAGGUUUCCGGGACCUGAAGCGUAACCUGACCACCGGAUUUGAAGAACAGAUUCAAAAGUCAUGGGAUGAGCUUGUUGAGGUUCUGAAAAUCCGAACUGAGGAAGUCGCUACCAAACGAGAGGCGGCUGGGAAUGUAUCUCCAGAUGAUGUUACUGCCAUCCGACGGACUGGUGUUGCUGUUAUCAGAGGUGUUGUGGGCAAAGAUGUCACAGAAGCGCUUCUCGCUGAUGUUCGACAAUACCUGACAUCUCGACCUUUCAAAGGCUUUCCGUCUACUUCGGAUAAGAAGGUUAUCUACGAAUCUUAUUGGAGUCCUUCACAAGUGAAAGCGAGGUCGCAUCCCAAUAUGCUUGCCACACAAUCGUGGAUGAAUCAGCUCUAUUCUGCCGAUGCAGAUCAAAAGGUUGAUCUCACCGUCCCGCUCACCUACUGCGAUCGUGUUCAAAUUCGCCCACCUGGCGAUAAGCAUUUUGGACUCCCGCCUCACGUUGAUGGUGGAGGAGUGGAAAGAUGGGAAGAUCCAGCUUAUAAUCAUACAUAUCGAAAGAUAUUUCAAGGACAGUGGCAAGAGUACGACCCAUGGGAUAUCACUGGCCGCCUUGACGCUGAUAUGAACAUGUAUGAUGGACCAGGAGGUUGCUCGGUCUUCCGAAGCUUCCAAAGCUGGCUCGGACUAUCGCGCCAUGGACCUCAGCAAGGUACUCUCGUCGUUCACCCUAUUUUGCAACCCAGCACUGCUUAUUGGUUGCUUCGGCCCUUCUUUAAACCCACCCGGAAAGAUUCUUUAGACGGAUGGAAGUUUUCUCUUGAUGAUGAGGAGGGCAACAUUUAUCUUCAUGGUGCCAAUCCGGGAACUGCACAAGAGCACACUCCCGCACACCAUCCUCAUUUGAGACUGACUGAAACUAUGAUUCCCUAUCCGACUGUGGAGCCUGGUGAUACAGUUUUCUGGAGUGCUGAUACCAUUCAUGGAACAGAGAUGGACAACACAGGCGAUAUUGAUGCUUGUGUGUUUUACAUUCCAUCUGUUCCAUUGACCCCUAAUAAUAUGCGAUAUGUCGCACAACAAAAAGAGGCUUUCUUGAAAGGAAUUCCUCCACCAGAUUUUCCAGGUGGUCUUGGAGAGUCAGGGUAUUCCGAUCGAGCUACAAACGAGGAUAUUCAAUGUGAAGCAGGCAAAGUUGCCAUGGGAUUAAGCCCUGUCAGACUUCAGGGUAAGGAUGAGAGAUCAAGGAAACUUGAAGAAGAAGUCAAUAAAAUCCUCGGCUUUUAG